AUGCGGAUGAACGGCGGGAGGCUGCGUGACCGCGACAUCGUAGUUGCGCGGGGCCGCCAGGAGGUGGAAGGCACCAGGGGGUGCGCAGUUCUGGUGGGCGCUCGGGGGGUGUUGGUGGCUGCCUUCGUCGAACCAUUCGAGCAGUGCCACACGGACCACCGGCCUCAAGAACAGGUCGAGGACAUCGACGCCGCCGGCUUUGCAACUGGGCUGUUCCCCAGCUUGGCCGUCAUCCGCGAAGCGGAGCAGCUGGGUUUGAACGUGCGAGGGCGGCCGAUCCAGCUGGCGGCGGCGGCUCUUUGGUCGGCGAUGGCUUUGGCGGGGACGGGAAUGAACCCGUCGGCGCCGAAGGCGCUGGCAACCGUCGGACGCGCACCGUGCUUGUCCGCGGGCUGAGUUUUACCACGACAGACGUUCAGCUGCGGGGGUUCCUCUAGGGCCACGGGCAGGGCGACGGGUUCGCCAAUGUGAGGGUGCCGCAGAAGCGGGGCGGGUGACGGACAAAGGGCAAAGGCGAGGUGGUUUCCACACGGCCGACCAAGCAACCCGUGCAGCCGAGGCGCUAAGCGGUGCUGUGCUGCACUUCAGACGACUCGCGGUUUUUCUGAAAUAUCCCAGCAGGGGACGGACGCCGCAGUAGUACAAGCGGAAGGCGGAACCAAGCAGGGCGCCGCUGGUAGAGUAGGGUAUGACU
Molecule: messenger RNA, 694 nt
Organism: Ectocarpus sp. CCAP 1310/34
Lineage: Eukaryota; Phaeophyceae; Ectocarpales; Ectocarpaceae
Source: the annotation of a GenBank genome assembly